AUGAAAGGCGAACCAGGAGAAUCCAUUUCGUCUCCAAAAGUGACAGUUUCGUCUUCUCAUCUGACAGUGAACGAGAGUAACACUGCGGUUUUACUGUGUUCUGUUUCGGGAAAUCCCGUCCCACAACUAGCUUGGUCACGUGUAGGCGGCGUGUUUCCUAGCAACCGAACAAAGGUCUCCUCAGAAGGUCUGCUGCAGUUUAAUAAAGUGCGACUCGAGGACGCUGGGACAUACAAGUGCGUGGCGCGAAAUAUUCUGGGAAGGGAAGAAAAACGUGCGAGUCUGGUUGUAGAAAGUAAGCAGUAACUGAUUGUUAAGACGAAGUGAUCAGCUCGUUCUGGUUUUUAGUCAAUUCUACGGUCCACUAACGAACGCGGCUUUUUUGUGCCAGUUUUGCUGCGAUUUCGGCGGAUUUCACGGUGAUUUCUCUUGAACUCAUAUGCGGCCCUAUUUAGACCUGGCUUUCCAGCGACCGAGGAAGGCUUCGGAGGUGUCCCCUUUAUAACUUCAAAACCGCUGUGCGGUCACCAAAAUUACAGAGAAUAACGUGCUCGUCAUUUCCAACGACUAGGCAUAACUUGGCUGACACAAUGACGUUCAAUUUAUUAGCAGAAGGCAAAAGAAAGAACUGUGUGGAAAAAAGGAUGUUUAGGAAACAACAAGUUCAUCAAGUUAUAAAAUUCCGGGAGUAAUUUAGACUUUUAAAAAAAUAGAAUUGAUCAUUUUCAAUUCUCUCUUUUUAUCUCAAUUCAGUCAUUAAAAAGCCUGCGUUACCAUAACAGUUAUAAUAACUUUGAUUAAAAAAAUAUAGGUAAAUUAACUGUAAUGCUAUAAUUAAUAACUAAACAUAGAAGUAAAUCCUAUUUAUAGGAAAAAUUAAGCAAAAUUUUGGAAAACCAGGCUGCCAAAACUCGGUUGCCAUGGUAACAUCAAAGUUGAGCAUCACCUCACGACGACUCAAAAAAAAUGUUCCCAGAAAUUAAUUCAUCUUUUCCAGUCGCGAGGGGGGUUUAAGAACUCCCCCGGUUUGAAUAGGGUUAAGAAUGUUAAUUUUUGAUGUGGUUUAUCUUUAAUCUUCUGCACGAUGUUUAACAAGAACAUGGAGCUGACGUGAUAAUUGAUGACAUGGCAUGCACACUUUCCUUUCUAUGAAUAAUUAAUUUACCUGUGUAAACGCAUCAUUAGUCAACCUUUUGAAGUUUUUAGUUUAUUUAAAUUGCAUGUUUUCCUUUUAAACUUUUUAUUUCACUUAGUGAAUAAUAAAAGAUUGACCGAAAGUUGCACAAAACAAAACGACAACAAUGACUUUUUGUUCCUUUGUUUAACAGCUCGUUCUGAGUAAAAUUUGGUUUAGAUUUUGUCUUCUGUGAAGUCUUUGUUUGACUUGUUAUUUAUAUUAUUUUGUUUUGUAUGUCUGUCUCUUCAGGUCAACCUAAGAUAUCUUUGUCAUUUGGCCCAUCUCAUGUUAUUAAGGGCAAAAACAUUACCUUACCGGUAUGUCACGUGACUGGCUUCCCGUCACCAAAGAUCACUUGGCGUAAAAAUCCUGGAAGCCUGGUGCAAGCAAGAACCCUUCAGAAAGAUGGACGAUUGUCAGUACUAGGUGUUAAAAAAAGUGAUUCUGGUCUGUACAAAUGCGAAGCUUCAAAUGUUUUAGGACAUGACUCGGCUGUUACACAACUUAACGUUGUUGAGUUGCCCCGUUUUACUGUCAGCCCACCGUCACAGCUUGAAGUGAGCGUAGAUCAGAAUAUCACAGUCCGCUGCCAGGCCGCUGGAGAUCCACAACCAACAAUCACUUGGAGGAAGGAGGGCGGCAAGCUACCUGCAGAAAGAUCAAGCGUCAGUGCUGACGGAACUUUGAAAAUCUGGAACCUUAGAGAGCGUGAGGACCCGGGAAGAUAUACUUGUGUUGCCUCGUCAGAUGAAAUUUUUAAGGCGACUUUCUCUACUAUGAAAGUAACCUUGAAGUCGGGUAAGAUAGAGCUUAUUAUUGCAGUCGAGACUCGUUGAUAUGGGUAUCGUCAUAUAUCAUGAUCAGUACCAUAGAAUUUGUGGAAAUAAUAGGGAGGCAUAUAUAACUGGUCUGUACUUUACCCUUUCGCCUUCGUUCUCUAAGAAUGACGAAUGGCAAAUUUCUCAACACGUGGAGAGAACUUUGCUAUAAAAUUCGAGGCUUACUUUCAAGGCACCGAGACGGAAAAUACCGGACCACGAUUUUCUAUGCAACAUUCGCCAGCCCUAUAUUAUUAAACUGGCUCGUAAAAUUUAAUUAAUCGCGGAAUCGUGAAACGAAACUCGCUCAUGUACAUUGAAAAAUGAAACAGUUGUUUAGCAUAUUUUUAACAUACUUUCCGCAGGCAAUAUCAUAUCACGAAAGAGCAGUCCUUACCUUUACAUCGUCCGAUUUCCAAUCGAUUUGACGCAAAAGUCGGCUAUUUCGGGCGCUGUUAUCAUAAUCAGGUCCCGCACGUCGAUGAUAAUUCUAAUUAAGCGCAACUUUGGGGCGCUUUUUAAAUUGAAUUCCAUCCGCCAUGUACACAACCAAUGUAACAGGGUGGCAAAGUGGCAAAGAAGUUUUCCGUGACGCGUGAUGGCCCCAAAUUAUCAGCGUGAUGCGUGAUCGGGAUCACAUUAGCUGCGUGAGGUGUGACCGGGCUUAGCAGGGUGCGCGGUUUACUAUUUUCAUAACGCGUGACGCGUGAUUUUCCUUUUGGAUUGCCGUGAUUGGUGAAUAUCAUUUGAAACUAGAAACACAGAAAUCAAAAACAGACAGUCAUGACUUCAUUUUCUGGUCAUUUAUCUCGUUGCUCAAGCUCGCCUAAUCUCCUGUCAAAAUCGUACUAGAAAUUCUAUUCGCUAUAUUCUUAGCCUGUUCCAGGCGUUCAGAUUGUAGAAGGCAGGCGAAAAAUUUAUGACGAAAAAAAAAAAAAUAAAUAAACGAGGGGAGACUACAGAGAGACUAUGGAGGAAAAAGGGGAGAAAACUCUCGCUCUCUCCUAUCAUCCCCUCGUUUUCUCCGCGUACGAUUUAACUCGCUCCCCACCAUCUAAAUUCCGCGCUCUGCUAUCUGAACUCCUGGAAUCGUGCUUGUGAAUAUAGUUAAUAGAGAGGUUAAGCAUCACUUUCACGUCUAACGGCAAACGCAAAUCUGUACCCCUUGACCAAGUUUCCCUUUUACUUGUCGUUUACUGUGCAUUAUUCACUAAACAUACCGUAUUUAUUCGAUUAAACGCCACAGCGUUUAUUAGAUUUUUCGUGAUUCGAGUGCGGCGUUUAUUCUAGGGCGGCGUUAAUUCAAAAUUCAAUUGAUUUCUUGCAAACAAUAGUAAGGUAACUGAACAUUUGAAUUUCACUUCGAGCUGAAAAACAUUGUUAUCAAUGAAAGCAAAUUUCCAAAGCUUAAUUAAGAUGAACUCCUUUGAGCUUCGAAUGUACUGAUCUUAAAACAUUGUUACAAUCAAGAAAAAUAUUUUUUUAGGCUCAACCUAGAUUAUCACUGAAUUUGCUUUUUGAGUCUAUUAUUGAAAUAAACGCCGCAUCAUGAAACGGCAUUUAUUCGAGGGCGACGUUUAAUCGAAUAAAUACGGUAAAUUAGUGGUUUCACGCAAUUUUUUACCAAUAAGAAUUUUUUUGAGCUGUUUUUAUCUGCUCAUUUUCUAUUUUGAGAAAUUCUCAACUUGAAUCUGCCGUUUGCCGUUUGCCGUAAGCUAAAAACUGUCUAAAAGGUGGUAUUUUGAGUAGCGUUUUUAGCAAUCUGGCGCAUACUUAAAUUACAUUUGGCCAAGGGGGGAGGGGGGAGGGACCUAUCACACAUCACGCUGACCUUUUUUAAGGCAUGACACAUAACGUAAAUAAGGUGCAUAUUUAUUGGACCUGAUUCAUUCAGUGGGUGAGAUAUUGCUAUGUUAAAAUCGUGCAAUUGCACCUUAUUUACGUUAUGUGUGAUGCCUUAAAAAGGUCAGCGUGAUGCGUGAUAGAUCCCUCCCCCUCCCUCCUUGGCCAAAUGUAAUUUAAGUAUACGCCAGAUUGCUAAAAACGCUGCUCAAAAUACCACCUCGGUAGGUACUUUAAGUAGGGUUAUUAAAGUGUAUCAAGAAAUGUAUCAAAAUAGCCAUGUAAUGCCGUGUAUAGCUAUAUAGAGCGGUUUUCACUUGACUGUCGAAAGGGAUUGGUUUUGGUUUUGGUUUUGGUUUUACUACGCCCUUUGGUUGGCUAGUGUAUUUACUUUGGUUUUGGUUUUACGACAGUCAAGUGAAAACCGCUCUAAUGUCAUGUAUAGCAAUGUAAUGCCAUAUAUUGCCAUGUAUUACCAUGUAUAGCCAUGUAUUGACAUGUAUUACUAUGUAUUGCCAUGUAAUACCGUGUAAAGCCAUGUAUUGACAUGUAUUACUAUGUAUUGUCAUGUAUUACCAUGUAUAGCCAUGUAUUGCCAUGUAUUACCAUGUAUAGCCAUGUAUUACCAUGUAUACCCCUGUAUACCCAUGUAUAGCCAUGUAUAUCCAUGUAAUGCCAUAUAUUUUGCCAUGUAUUACCAUGUAUAGCCAUGUAUAUGUACAUGGCUAUACAUGGCUAUACAUGGCAAUACAUGGCUAUACAUGGCUAUACAUGGCUAUACAAGGCUAUACAUGGCUAUACAUAUUAAUACAUGGCAAUAUAUGGCAUUACAUGGGUAUACAUGGUAAUACAUGGUAAUCAAGAGACUAUAAAGGGGACAGAGAGGCCAUCCUCCAUAUACACCCUAUUCCAUAGGUAAUUCGUCUCGAGUUAUUUUUAACACCACAGAUCUCGAGGAGGAUUAAACAACAGCCAAUCACAUAGCUCGAAUGUGUUCCGCGUGGAUGACCCACGCUGAGAGCCACGCGUCCUUCACGAAAUGACGCAGAACAAAAUGGGGGAAGACGCGGAGAGCGAUUUUGCUAUUCCUUUUGUCGACGAAAACGACUACAGCGAGAUUUCUGCGAAAGCUGUGUCAGCGAAACCGAAAUUAAAAAAGAAUCGCCCUUCCUCUCUUGUAUAGAGCUAACAGUAGAGCAGGGAAAUCCUUAACACACUGAAUAUUCUCUCAGGAUCAUUUAUAAUUUACAGUUUGAAGAGAGCAAUUUCUGGUUUGAUGUUUAUUUUUUUCAGUCUUUAUAGCGAUUAUUCCUACCCACUUACUUUGUCAAUUGUAGGCGAACCCUCCUAAAGCUGAAUUUCAAGGGACCAUAUUCAAGCUCAGAAAGAGAAAUAAAAUUUCGUCGUUGCUUAUUUACGUCCUCCAUAAAACGCGAAAUUAGGCAUUUUCACGUCGUAGUCGUGCAAAAACGGGAAAGAAAUGAACAAAAAAGUGUGUUGCACGUGCGAAGUUGUUGUUUUGCUAAUUAAACCUAUUGUUUUUUUGACGUUCUAGUUGUCGUCCGCGUCGUUGGAUCUUAAACUCCCUAAAUUGUACAAACGACCGGUUUCAAUAGACCGGCGAAAUUUCUCAUUUUAUUAAAGCACUGAGGUUACGACAACUUCGAGUUAAACUGAUUUCACGGGUUGUCAAAGAGUCCAGCGAUUCCUUUUUCCCAGGUGAGCGCCGACUCAUUUCGCUUCAAUAUUCAGGAAUGCUCUCGAUCUUUUUACGCUUUCAUUGCCUCUCGCCCGACAUGUUUUGCACGGCGUUUGGUCAUGCGAAACCUCCACGAAACAUCCACGCCUCGCGCGAGGUAACUUUAUCCCAAUUCUAAAAAUAACUCGAGACGAAUUACCUAUGGAAUAGGGUGUCUAUGGGGGAUGGCCUCUCUGUCCCCUUUAUAGUCUCUUGAUGGUAAUACAUGGCUAUACAUAGCUAUACAUGGCAUUACAUGGUAAUACAUGGCUAUACAUGGCUCUAUACAUGGCUAUACAUGGCAUUACAUGGUAAUACAUGGCUACACAUGGCAUUACAUGGCUAUACAUGGUAAUACAUGGUUAUACAUGGGUAUACAUGACAUUACAUGGGUAUACAUGUCAAUACAUUAUUUUAAAUGCAGUCUUGAUACACUUUAAUAACCCUACUUAAAGUACCUACCACCACCUUCCUUAAAACCGCUGACAGAUCGGGCACUAUAAUGCGUGCAAAAUUGCCCUUCUUGAGAAGUGUGGUGAUGCCCCUUCGUCUUUUACUUCCGACUUCGAAGAUGUGAUUUUUUUCUAGAUGGUAAGCGAUGGAAUCGUGAGUGGAGUCGGAAUCAAAUAGUAAUGCUCUUAUUCCUUCUCCUGUGAUUCCAUCAAGCUGAUGAAUUCCCUUUUAAAUUUUCACUUGCUAAUAAUCACUCUUUUAACUCCGAUUAUAUGACUCCAAAUUAAACUCCGCCGUUCGUGUAAAUCAUAUUCAAACAUUGAGCAGCAGUCUUAAGAUUUUGCAGAACACACAUUUUGGGGUCCCAAUAAGAGAUCAGCAGUUUAAGAGCCACUGUUUGGUAAUAUUUUAUUUAUAAUAGUACUGAUUUAACAAUCAUUAUAAUCGUUCGAAUCAAACUGUCAUUUUCUUGUUUUUCAGCAUGUGUUCCAUUAGGAGUAGCAAGCAAAAGCUCAAUUCCUGACGCUAGAAUGACGGCAAGCACAUACUAUAAUUAUGAGUAUUACCCAUACUACGGCCGACUGAAUGGCAGCAGGGGACAUGGAGCGUGGUGUACAGAUACCACGACUGACAGAACAGACUACCUUCAAGUUGAUAUGGGUAAGGAGUACACCGUUUGUGCAGUAGCAACACAGGGCCACAAGGAUAGUCGCACGGGUACCACCAGCUACAAACUUCAUUUUUCAUCAAACGCAAUCACCUGGAACACCUACAAUGAAAAUAAUGAGGAAAAAGUAAGUUCAUUGACUCACUCAGUAUUUUGUCUUUCUUAGUGUGCCUUUCUUUCUUUUUUUUUUCUCCCUCUUUUGUGAUUUGUUGUGACUUUACAAACAUGUGUUCUGAUGCGCUUUAUAACAAUAUGGCACAAUUUGUAGGAAUCUAAGCGGUGCUCCAAUUUGGGAAAAGUUUUUCGUAAUUCGUAUUAAAACUUAAAACUAUGGGGAAGUAUUGUUGUGGGAAUGGCAGCAUAAACACCAGUAAUUAAAAAAAAAAGCUUUCCAAUUUCAUCAGUGACUUACAGGUGUACUUACUGAAUUAAGUUAACGGUUAUUACAGUGAAAAAUAGUCGAAAUCAAAUAAAGAAUGAUCCUCGCCGUUGUGAACGCAAUUUAUGCAAUUGCGUAAGAAGCCUGAAAAAAAUUCACGACUUCAACAGGAUUUGAACCCGUGACCUCGCGAUACCGGUGCGCCACUGAUGUUGGGAGCUGGUCAAUUAUGUGUUGAUAUGUUCCCCGCUGCCAGGGCUCAAGGCGAAGCUCUCGAUAAUAUUUAUAGUUUUCUCAAACAAAAUAUAAACUUGUGUAAUGCUAAGCGGCGAAGGCAACGAGAACGGUGAAAAAUAACAAUAGGUCUAAUUAUCCAAAAAAGCAAAUUUGCACGUGCAUCACACUUUUGAACAUUUCUUUGCUGUUGUUUUGCCAACUACAAAGUGAAACUCGCAGAAACUUCCUAGUUACACGUUUUAUGGAGGAAAUGUCGUACGUGUUCUUGUUCACUCUUUUUUUAUUUUUUUCACUGCGGCUCAUUUUUACCUUGGUGGCCGCCUGGCAUUUCUCAUUUUCUCACCGCCGCUACAAAAUUUUCAUGUUUUCUUCCAACAAAAAAAAUGCCUUCCUUUGUUUUCUCUCUCUCGCUGUAUCUCUCUGUCGUUCUUUUUCUCGUUAAACUUCGCUGACCUGUCGCCUACUUUCUCUUUUUCUCUGUCUUUCUCUUUAUCUAUAUUCCAAAUUUGAGGACAUGACAAUCUAAGCUUAAUACUUUAGACGCUUUCCGUUUUCGUCCGUUUUCGUCUUUAUUGACUCUUUAGUUGUCUCUGCCUCACAAGACGCGGGUGGCUAUGCGAUUUCCCGCCAAAAUAACUUCGAGUUGCAUUUGGUUCCCAUACCUGUUGAUUGGGUUAGUUUACAUUGGUAUGCCUGUGGGGCUACGCUCGCGUGGAGCUCCUUACUAAAUAAAUCACGUAUAAGAACAGCAGAAAUGAAAUCAAAUGAAGAAUGAUCCUCGCAGUUGUGAACGCAAUUUAUACAAUUGCGUAAGAAGCUUGGAAAAAAAAAAUCAGGCCUUCAACGGUGUUCACGAGUGAACAUUGCAAAAUGGCUGGUUCAAAUCCUAUUGAAGUCCUAAAUUUUUUCAGGCCUCUUACGCAAAAUGCGUUCACAACUGCGAGGAUCAUUCUUCACUUGAUUUCAUUUCCGCAGUUCUUUAUGUAUCUUUCACGGGAACAUAUGAACAUAUAUUUGAUCUGACAAGCAGAGGCAGAUGGAGGAUUUUGUGAUAGAGGGGGCCUAGAGAUAUUCUUGGUUUGCAACCACGUGACAAUGCGGCCAUGUUUGGGGUCAAAACAAAAGAAUAUUUCCUCGAAGAAUGUACAUGAAAAAAGAGUUUAGUUCCCAGAGGAGAGAAAUGCUUUUGUUCUUGACCACCAACAUGGCCGCCGUGACGUCACGUGCAAACCAGCAAUAGUAUACGGUGGUAAUAUGGGCGCAAUAGCACCCAUCAGGACUGCGAACGAAGCGCUUUUCUAGGGAGUUUCGGGCGAAUGCUCCUCUGGGAAAAUUUUUGAGAUUGAAGUUCUCUGAGAUACAGUCUAGUACAUUCUGGACGCUUAAAUUUAGCAAGUGCCUGGAUUUCAUAUUGGACAUGUAAUGCUGAAAUAUUUAAUAAGCUGAAUGAACUUACGGGGGAAAAAAAGCGUUCUGUAAAACAGCGCAGAUUAAAGCCGAGAAAGUGACGAGUGAGGAACAAUCGCGAAAAUACUCUUGACAAAUUCACAACCAUUCUAAUGUAAAAAGUAUUGUUAAUGUUUUUUUUUAUGUGCUCUAUUUUUUUUCAUUGAUAUUAUUCUCUAUCGUUUGUAGGUGUUCUCAGGAAACCAGGACAGAAACACUAUUGUAAAACACUCACUCAGGCGUAACGUGAAAGCCAGAUUUGUUCGGUUUUAUCCAGUUUCUCACUACACUCAUCCCUGCCUGAGGGUCGAAAUAUUUGUGCUUAAAUAG
This is a messenger RNA of Porites evermanni, 9087 nucleotides long. The record is from the annotation of a GenBank genome assembly. NCBI's taxonomy places the organism in Eukaryota, Metazoa, Cnidaria, Anthozoa, Scleractinia, Poritidae.